GGGCCACGGAUUCCUAUGCGGAAUUGUCUCAUUCAUUGGAAAAUCAGUAGCCCAGUCAACAAAAAAAUUGGUAUCCUCAUCUUCCCCGCCAUACUUAUAGCGAUGUGCGGCACCUUUUACUGAAUAUUCUCCUCCCCUUCCAUAUUUAAACACUCUUCUGGAACCCAAACCCUCGUUGGACUUGUGGCUGCCGCGCGCCAAAUGAAGCGUUAUCGGAGUACUUCGCCGGUGGUGGUGGCGGCGGCGCCAUUGUUGGUGGCGUUCGCUGCACUCGUCGGACUCUGUGAUGGAGGAAAGACGAGCGCUUUCGUCCGGAAGGAUGAGAAAGCUGUGGAUAUGCCGCUUGAUAGUGAUGUCUUUCGUGUUCCUCCGGGAUAUAAUGCUCCGCAGCAGGUCCAUAUUACUCAAGGUGGUCAUGAUGGGUCGGCGAUAAUAGUAUCAUGGGUGACUACUGAUGAGCCUGGUUCAAGCCUUGUUCUUUACGGGACAUCCGAAAACCACUUGGCUUUUUCAGCUGAGGGCAGUGUGCGGAGAUACAGAUACUACAACUACACAUCAGGAUACAUUCAUCAUUGCACUAUCAGAAAUUUAAAGUAUGAUACAAAGUAUUACUAUGCAGUUGGGGUAGGACAGACACUAAGGAGGUUUUGGUUCACAACACCUCCAAAAGUAGGCCCUGAUGUUCCUUACACAUUUGGCCUUAUAGGUGACCUUGGACAGAGUUUUGAUUCAAAUCUUACCCUUGCUCAUUAUGAGUCAAACCCAUUGAAGGGUCAGACUGUGUUGUAUGUGGGUGAUCUCUCUUAUGCUGAUAACUACUUGUAUCAUGACAAUGUUAGAUGGGACACUUGGGGAAGAUUUACUGAGAGAAGUACUGCAUAUCAGCCUUGGAUUUGGACUGCAGGGAAUCAUGAGAUCGACUUUGAACCGGACAUUGGCGAAAGUGUGCCUUUCAAGCCCUACAAAAAUCGUUAUCACGUUCCAUACAAAGCUUCGGGCAGCACAACUCCAUUCUGGUACUCCAUCAAGCGAGCCUCCGCAUACAUUAUCGUCUUAGCUUCAUAUUCAGCGUAUGGGAAAUACACUCCUCAGUACAAGUGGCUCGAGGCCGAGCUACCGAAAGUAAAUAGAACUGAGACCCCUUGGUUAAUCGUUCUCAUGCAUUCUCCAUGGUACAAUAGUUAUAAUUACCACUACAUGGAGGGAGAAACAAUGCGAGUUAUCUACGAGCCAUGGUUUGUAGAGUAUAAAGUUGAUGUAGUAUUUGCCGGCCAUGUUCAUGCAUAUGAACGCACCGAAAGAAUUUCAAACAUUGCCUAUAAUAUUGUGAAUGGACAAUGCAAUCCUGUUCCUGACCAAUCGGCUCCGGUUUACAUCACUAUUGGUGAUGGAGGAAAUCAAGAAGGACUUGCAAAAAAUAUGACAGAACCUCAACCGACGGCAUUCAGGGAGGCUAGUUUUGGCCAUGCCAUAUUCGAUGUGAAGAAUAAAACACACGCAUAUUAUUCGUGGUAUCGUAACGAAGAUGGCUAUGCGGUCGAGGCUGAUACAAUGUGGUUCUACAACAGAUUUUGGCACCCGUUGGAGGAAUCAUCAGCAUCUGUAUAACUAAGAACCUCGGAUGCAGGUUUCUUUCUUUGGCGGUUGCUGCUCGAAGUUCUUAGUGAGUUGCCCUUAUUGUUUGUCAGCGAAGUUCAUGUUAGCUUCGUUAAAGUUUAUGAUUUGAGAUAUUUAUAUCAAGCUUAAAUUCUAAAUAGUGGCUCUAUUCUUUUUCGAAACGGUUCAAGUCCUUAUUUGUCAUGCAUGGCUGUAAAAAUUGAAUAAAAAUGAUAAAAUGUGAGGAAUGGUUGUCUUUGAAAAUAUGAAAUGAAAUUAUGUACUCUUUUUAUUAUGGAGUAAUGUGUUGCAAUAAAUAAUUGUGGAAU
Molecule: messenger RNA, 1925 nt
Organism: Phalaenopsis equestris
Lineage: Eukaryota; Viridiplantae; Streptophyta; Magnoliopsida; Asparagales; Orchidaceae
Product: purple acid phosphatase 2
Exons: 8
Coding region: 202-1608 (468 amino acids)
Molecular function (GO): acid phosphatase activity; metal ion binding
Source: RefSeq, a predicted model, not a curated record